AUGGGUCCUGAUAAAAAAAAGGUCUUAGAAAAUUUUCCAGUUUGCAAAUUUGUUCCUGGUACUUAUGGAGAAAAUAUUGAAAAACUAUGGAAAGAAUUUUUUAGACUUUACAUGAUUUUACGUAAACCACUACAUUCAGAUGAAGAAAUUAAUGAAUUUGAAAUUGAUUCUAAAAAUUGGAUAUGUUCUUUUUAUAACACAAAUUUAUAUGGAAAACACAAUGUUACCCCUUAUAUGCAUGUUUUUAGUCAACAUGUUCACCAAUUCAUGCAUCAACUAAAAGAAAAAAAUCUCUCUUUAAGGAUUUUUUCUACAUCUAGCAUUGAGAAAAAAAAUCACCAACAGACAACUUUAGAAUUAAAAGGAAAAAAUAAAUCAAAAUUGUAA
Entrophospora sp. SA101 is the source of this 387-nucleotide messenger RNA. Lineage: Eukaryota; Fungi; Glomeromycota; Glomeromycetes; Entrophosporales; Entrophosporaceae. The record is from the annotation of a GenBank genome assembly.